Molecule: messenger RNA, 3777 nt
Organism: Homo sapiens (human)
Lineage: Eukaryota; Metazoa; Chordata; Mammalia; Primates; Hominidae
Gene: FAM161A
Product: FAM161 centrosomal protein A
Exons: 7
Coding region: 20-2170 (716 amino acids)
Cellular component (GO): cilium; centriole; cytoskeleton
Source: RefSeq, marked reviewed
AGGCCUCGGAGGCGGGGCGAUGGCCACCUCCCACCGAGUGGCGAAGCUGGUGGCCUCCAGUCUCCAGACCCCGGUAAAUCCCAUCACUGGAGCGCGGGUCGCCCAGUACGAACGCGAAGACCCCUUAAAGGCCCUGGCGGCAGCGGAGGCGAUCUUGGAGGACGAAGAGGAGGAGAAAGUGGCUCAGCCCGCUGGGGCAUCGGCUGAUUUGAACACCAGCUUUUCUGGGGUGGAUGAACAUGCACCGAUAAGCUAUGAGGACUUUGUGAACUUUCCUGAUAUUCACCACUCUAAUGAGGAGUAUUUCAAGAAAGUAGAAGAGUUGAAGGCUGCCCACAUAGAAACUAUGGCAAAAUUAGAGAAAAUGUACCAGGAUAAAUUACAUUUAAAGGAAGUUCAGCCAGUGGUCAUCAGAGAAGACUCUCUUAGUGACUCUUCCAGAUCUGUAUCAGAAAAGAACUCCUAUCACCCUGUCUCAUUAAUGACAUCAUUUUCAGAGCCUGAUUUAGGCCAGUCUUCCUCCUUGUAUGUGUCCUCCUCUGAAGAGGAGUUACCCAACCUAGAAAAAGAGUAUCCUAGGAAAAACAGAAUGAUGACCUAUGCUAAGGAGCUCAUCAACAAUAUGUGGACAGACUUUUGUGUUGAGGAUUAUAUUCGCUGUAAAGAUACUGGCUUCCAUGCAGCUGAAAAAAGAAGGAAGAAACGAAAAGAAUGGGUGCCCACAAUUACAGUACCGGAGCCUUUUCAAAUGAUGAUAAGAGAACAGAAGAAAAAAGAAGAGUCCAUGAAAUCUAAAUCAGAUAUCGAAAUGGUACAUAAAGCGCUCAAAAAACAAGAAGAGGAUCCAGAGUAUAAGAAGAAAUUCCGAGCCAAUCCAGUUCCUGCAUCUGUCUUUCUCCCCCUUUACCAUGAUUUAGUCAAGCAAAAAGAAGAACGGAGAAGGUCUCUGAAGGAGAAAAGCAAAGAAGCUCUUUUGGCCUCACAAAAGCCAUUUAAAUUUAUAGCAAGGGAGGAACAGAAGCGAGCAGCCCGGGAAAAGCAGCUGAGAGACUUUCUUAAGUAUAAAAAGAAAACAAAUCGAUUUAAAGCCAGACCCAUUCCUCGAUCUACUUAUGGUUCAACUACCAAUGACAAGUUAAAAGAAGAAGAGCUCUAUCGAAACCUUAGGACACAGCUGAGAGCCCAGGAGCAUUUACAGAACUCAUCUCCUCUGCCUUGUAGGUCAGCUUGUGGAUGCAGGAACCCCAGGUGUCCUGAACAGGCUGUAAAGUUGAAGUGUAAACACAAGGUUAGGUGCCCAACUCCUGAUUUUGAGGACCUUCCUGAGAGAUACCAGAAACACCUCUCAGAACACAAGUCUCCAAAACUCUUAACAGUGUGUAAACCAUUUGAUCUUCAUGCAUCUCCACAUGCAUCUAUUAAAAGAGAAAAAAUUUUGGCAGACAUCGAAGCAGAUGAAGAAAAUUUAAAAGAAACACGUUGGCCUUAUUUGUCUCCAAGGCGUAAGUCACCAGUAAGAUGUGCAGGUGUAAACCCUGUGCCUUGUAACUGCAACCCUCCCGUGCCCACGGUAUCUUCCAGAGGACGAGAACAAGCCGUAAGGAGAUCACUUGAGGAAAAGAAAAUGUUGGAAGAAGAGAGAAAUCGGAUCCUAACUAAACAGAAGCAAAGAAUGAAAGAAUUGCAGAAACUCCUGACAACCCGGGCUAAGGCUUAUGACUCACAUCAAAGUUUAGCUCAAAUAUCUAAAUCCAGAGUAAAAUGUCUCAGAAAGAGCGAAAAGGAAAGGAUGAGAGAAUACCAACGAGAACUAGAAGAAAGAGAAGAAAAAUUAAAAAAGAGGCCACUGCUAUUUGAAAGAGUUGCUCAGAAAAAUGCAAGAAUGGCAGCAGAAAAGCAUUAUUCUAAUACCCUAAAAGCACUAGGAAUAUCUGAUGAGUUUGUUUCAAAGAAAGGCCAAAGUGGAAAAGUACUUGAGUACUUCAACAAUCAAGAGACGAAAAGUGUCACUGAAGACAAAGAAAGCUUUAAUGAAGAAGAAAAAAUAGAAGAAAGAGAGAAUGGGGAAGAAAAUUAUUUUAUUGAUACCAACAGCCAGGAUUCUUACAAGGAAAAAGAUGAAGCCAAUGAGGAAAGUGAAGAAGAGAAAUCUGUUGAAGAAUCACACUGAAUCAUCAAGGUCUCCUCUCUAUGCCCUUGCUGUUGUUUGCAGCGUCAGGGUGUCAGCAGCCGCAUUUGUGUUUAGAACAUCUGUGGGGACGCUUCUGAUAUGUGCAGGGCUGUUGAUCAAAGUCAUCUGUAGCCUGAAAAGCCUGAAUCCAGCUGAUUGGUCAUUUGAUCAGUUAGAGUAAGGCUUUGCCUAUUCAGUUUUAAAAAUCAUUGUGUAUUAUCUGUUUGCAACUAUGAUUUUGUAUUUUUAAAAAGUGAGAACCACAGCUGUCACAAACUGAUUAGUUAUAAAAAUAUACAUUAUUUCAUUAAUUUUACUGGAAAAAAUGGCUUAGUAUUGAAAGGAGAGAGAAGUAUUGGUCUUUGGUGGUUUACUUUUUAAAAAUUUUGGAAAGUGUGAAUCAAUAACUAUUUUUAAUUAUACUAUUUGCCCAUUCUUUUUCUCUGCAGUGCAUUUCACAGAAUAAAUCCUCUAACUUGUUUUGCUGCUCUGAGCCAUUUUUAAAAGUAUAGAAAAAACGCCGGGUAUGGUGGCUCAUGCCUGUAAUCCCAGCAUUUUGGGAGGCCGAGACGGGUGGAUCACGAGGUCAGGAGAUCGAGACCAUCCUGGCUAACACGAUGAAACCCCGUCUCUACUAAAAAUACAAAAAAUUAGCCAGGCGUGGUGGUGGGCGCCUGUAGUCCCAGCUACUUGGGAGGCAGAGGCAGGAGAAUGGCAUGAACCCAGGAGGCAGAGCUUGCAGUGAGCCGAGAUCGCGCCACUGCACUCCAGCUUGGGCAACAGAGCGAGACUCCGUCUCCAAAAAAAAAAAAAAAGUAUAGAAAAAAAUGGAUACUUGCAAAUUUACAUUUAUUUUUGCACUGAGAGUUUACUGUUAAAUUGUCUACACCAUCAUCCCUUUUUCUUUUUAUCCUUAGUUCUAGUCCAAAUUAUUUUUGAUUUGUAAAUUAUUAGGAAAGUUUUUAUACUAGUUUUUUUAACCCUAUGUAUUAUUACAGAUGGAAGUAAUUAUGGCAUGUGUGAGUUAUAAUCUAAAUUAGGGGCAAGUAUCCCUUUUUUUAUAUGAUGAAAUUGUGCAUAAUAACUUGGCUAGGGCAAGUCUCCAAAGUAAUUCAGAUUUAACUCUUCACUGCUAGACCCAGUUGUGUUCAACUUUUUACAUAUUAUUGCCAACACACUUUAUCUCUCUGUGUACAGUGUUAAUCUGAUUUUAUAAAUCUAUAUUUUUUUCUUUAAGCAAAUUUUUGUUUUAAAAUUUGAAGCCAAUCAUAAAGAUAAUAUAGCAUAAGACAUUUUCUUUUCUAAAAACAAUCAGCAUCAUUUUAAAAGGAUGAACUAAUACAGGUGUAUGUAAUAGCAGUGUUUCCAAACUGGCAAUUUAUGCUUUAAAUUUAAAAAUAAGGUCAUUUUUCUCCAUCAGGGGCAAAUGUUUACUUGUAAUUUUCUUCCUACAGUUCGUGUUAAAUUACUUUUUACUAUUAUUAUAUUGUAAACUCCUUGGGAUUUGGCACCAUUUAAAAAUUCAUCUUUGUAUUCCCUUAAUAUUUGGAACAGUAUUGUACAUAUGGUAGGUACUUAAUAAAGGUUUGAAUGAGUGUGUAGAUGAA